AUGCAUCCUUCUCUCUUCCUGGCUGCCCUUUGCUUGGGAAUAGCCUCAGCUGCUCCGCAACUCAACCAGAGCUUAGAUGACCUAUGGUCCCAGUGGAAGGCAACACACGGGAAGCUAUAUGGCAUGAAAAGCAAAGGAUGGCAAGAAGCCGUGUGGCAGAAGAAUAUGAAAAUGAUUAUGCAGCACAAUAGGGAAUACCUUCAAGGGAAACAUAGCUUCUUGAUGGCAAUGAAUGGCUUUGGUGACAUGACCAAUGAAGAAUUCAGGCACAUGAUGAUUGGUCUUAAAAUCCAGAAGAAUGAGAAUGGGACAAUGUUUCAAGUCCCUUUCCCUGCUGGUAUCUCCUUACCUAUGAAUAGGAGACAGACACCUGAUAUUAGUCUUGGUCGGUGUGCUUCUGGCUGGGCUUUUAGUGCAACUGGUGCCAUCGAAGGACAGAUAUUCCGGAAAUACGGCAAACGUGUUUCCUUGAGUGUGCAGAACCUCCUGGACUGCUCUCAGGCUGAAGGCAAUGAGGGCUGCAAUGGUGGUCUAAUGAGUAAUGCCUUCCAGUAUGUUAGGAACAACAGAGGUCUGGACACAGAAGAAUCCUAUCCAUAUGUUGCAAGAGAUGGACCCUGCAAAUACAGGCCUGAGUAUUCUGCUGCCAAUGUCACUGCCUUUCAGACAAUUCCUCGGCGGGAGGAGGCCCUCUUGGUGGCAAUGAAAAACAUGGGAUCCAUCUCUGCUGCUAUAGAUGCAAGCUUGGAUACCUUCCGCUUCUAUAAAGGAGGCAUUUAUUAUGAUCCAAAGUGCAGCAGUGAAGACCUGAAUCACGGUGUUCUGGUGGUUGGCUAUGGCUUUCAAGGAAAAGAAUCCGAUAACCAAAAAUAUUGGUUUGUCAAGAACAGCUGGGGCACUGACUGGGGCAUGGGUGGCUACAUAAAAAUGGCCAGAGACCGGAAUAACAACUGUGGAAUCGCCACCAGGGCCAGCUUUCCUAUCGUGUGAGAUGAUGGUGAUGAAGAAGGCCUUGACUGAUAACAGAAUA
This is a messenger RNA of Lynx canadensis (Canada lynx), 1030 nucleotides long. RefSeq names its product cathepsin L1-like. Gene Ontology annotation, molecular function: cysteine-type endopeptidase activity. The record is from RefSeq and is a predicted model, not a curated record. The coding region runs from base 1 to 990 and encodes 329 amino acids. Lineage: Eukaryota; Metazoa; Chordata; Mammalia; Carnivora; Felidae. Gene Ontology annotation, biological process: immune response. The transcript has 8 exons. Gene Ontology annotation, cellular component: lysosome.